Enterobius vermicularis (human pinworm) is the source of this 450-nucleotide messenger RNA. NCBI's taxonomy places the organism in Eukaryota, Metazoa, Nematoda, Chromadorea, Rhabditida, Oxyuridae. The record is from the annotation of a GenBank genome assembly.
AUGAGUAGUGAAGGUGGCGAUUUUUAUUUACGCUACUACGUUGGACACAAGGGAAAAUUCGGACACGAAUUUCUGGAAUUUGAGUUUAGGCCAGAUGGCAAAUUGCGAUAUGCAAACAAUAGCCAGUACAAGAACGAUACAUUAAUUCGUAAAGAGGCUUAUGUUUCAAAAAUAGUACUGGAUGAGUUGAAGCGCAUUAUUGAGGACUCUGAAAUCAUGCAAGAAGAUGAUUCGAACUGGCCGGAACCAGAUCGGGUAGGCCGACAAGAGCUUGAAAUACUUCACAAAGAUGAACACAUAUCGUUUACCACAAGCAAAAUUGGCUCAGUUGCUGAUGUAAACAGUAGUAAAGAUCCCGAUGGACUGCGGUCGUUCUAUUACUUGGUGCAAGAUCUCAAAUGUUUAGUGUUCUCAUUAAUAGGAAUGCACUUCAAAAUUAAGCCCAUUUAA